Molecule: messenger RNA, 1629 nt
Organism: Vollenhovia emeryi
Lineage: Eukaryota; Metazoa; Arthropoda; Insecta; Hymenoptera; Formicidae
Gene: awd
Product: nucleoside diphosphate kinase
Exons: 3
Coding region: 233-745 (170 amino acids)
Biological process (GO): UTP biosynthetic process; GTP biosynthetic process; CTP biosynthetic process
Molecular function (GO): nucleoside diphosphate kinase activity
Source: RefSeq, a predicted model, not a curated record
CCACGCUUGAUGAUUGAUGUUUGUCUAAACACUUUACAAGGCUGGCAUUACAUUUGUACGGCAAAUAAUAUUAGGCCAACGACUGCGGUUAAUCUUAAAAUUUGAUCGAACAACAAGUCGUCGUCGGCUACCGGCACUUCGUGACGUCACUACGCGCUCUCCCACCUUUGUGAAUAAAUUGCCACGGCUCGCGGCUUCUCGUCCUCACUUCCUCGCGGCUCGCCGGCACCGUAUGGUCUUGUGCUUCGUCUCGACUCUACUACAGGUUAUUUGCAAAUUAAUUAUGGCGGAGAACAAGGAACGCACCUUCAUCAUGGUUAAGCCGGACGGCGUGCAGCGUGGUUUAGUCGGCAAGAUCAUUCAACGAUUCGAAGAGAAGGGUUUCAAAUUGGUGGCUAUGAAAAUGCUAUGGCCUUCCGAAGAUCUCUUGAAGCAACACUAUGCUGAUCUGUCAUCAAGACCCUUCUUCCCAGGUUUAGUCAAAUACAUGAGCUCGGGACCAGUUGUACCCAUGGUCUGGGAGGGCUUGAACGUUGUAAAAACUGGUCGCGUGAUGUUGGGCGAGACAAAUCCCAAGGACUCUGCACCAGGCACUAUUCGAGGUGAUUUUUGCAUACAAGUCGGACGUAACAUCAUCCAUGGAUCUGAUUCUGUUGAGUCAGCUAAAAAGGAGAUAGGCCUGUGGUUUGGCGAGAAAGAAGUAGUCGAUUGGACGUACGCGUCUGAAAAAUGGAUCUACGAAUAAGAAUUUGUGACGGAGUCUAGGUUUUUCAGAAGAUACCGUUUCUCCACAAGCAUUGCCUUAGAGAAUCUUCCCAAACCUACUGCCAGUACGUAAGCGGGUCGAAUCGUUGCAACAGAGCUGAGGUUCGAAAAAAAACAAACUUUGUGACAUUUAUAACAAGUACAAAUAAACAGUUGUCAAACCUUCUCAAACUUUUGAAGUAUAAAAUUAAUGUUAUGUGUGCGGGAUGAAAAGAUCUGAGCUAUUGAAAUAACCCAAAUAUAAAAGACAUUGUAAUAAUAUGUAUAAAAAACAGACACAGCUUUUAUCAGAAUUAAGAAACUGAUUAAAAAUAGAAAUCUAUUAUGUAUCAAUGAGAGCAAGUCUUAAAUCAACACAAAACUGAAACUUGCAAGAAAUACGUAAACAGUAAAUUAAUUACCAGAGUUUAUAAGGAAGGAAAGACAUGAAAGCAUAACUGCCAAAUCUUACAAAAAGACCCGUGGAAAAAAUUAAAAUACAGUUAUUGAAACUUUCAAAUAAAAGAUGUGAGCAAAAUUUAGCUGCCAAAACCUGUAACAAAAAGAGGAUACAGUAGGAGAAAUAAAGUUAGUUGAAACUUGCAAGAGAGCUGGCUUGAAAAAAAGCUGCAAGAAACAGGUCGUGUAAAAAAGCCAUCGUUAAUAAAAAUUGUGAAAAAAGAAAGCUGUCAUAAAUAAAAGCUAUUGCGAAACAGGUUGUCAAAACCGCCAAUAAAAAUUUUCAUAAAAGAAGCUGUAAUUAAAAAUUAUAAAAAAAAUUACCGAAAUAAAUUUGUCAAAGAAUACAAACGCUAGAAAUACAUUGUACGAGAUACAGAAGUGUCAUCUAACAGCAAUUGCAAAAUAUAUAAAAAUGAAAAAAUA